CUGAGGAGGCUGUGACGGUUAGCCGCUAGCAUAGCAGCUCCUGUAGCGCAACCAUCCGCAGCAUCAUGGCGGAGAGAAGCCACUCAUCUGCGGCUCCGGCUACCGGCCACAGUCCGCAAGCAGGAACCACAGCCAGCUGGCCGAUUGUCAAGGAGGCGUACGAGCUGCAGGAUGUUAUAGGCAGUGGAGCCACAGCUGUAGUCCAGGCAGCUCUCUGCCUCCCUCGACAAGAACGUGUGGCUAUCAAGAGGAUUAACCUGGAGAAAUGCCAGACCAGCAUGGAGGAACUACUGAAAGAAAUCCAAGCCAUGAGCCAGUGCAACCAUCCAAAUGUAGUGACAUAUUAUACCUCAUUUGUGGUGAAGGAUGAGCUUUGGUUGGUUAUGAAACUACUGAGUGGAGGAUCAGUAUUGGACAUUAUAAAGCACACAUGUAGCAAAGGAGAGCACAAAAAUGGCGUAUUGGAUGAACCCACAAUAGCUACUAUUUUAAAAGAGGUUCUAGAGGGUCUUGAUUACCUGCACAGAAAUGGACAAAUUCACAGGGAUGUGAAAGCUGGGAACAUCUUGUUGGGAGAGGACGGCUCAGUGCAGAUAGCAGACUUUGGUGUGAGCGCGUUUCUGGCGACUGGAGGAGACGUAACCAGACAUAAAGUUAGGAAAACCUUCGUGGGAACUCCGUGUUGGAUGGCUCCAGAAGUGAUGGAACAGGUAAGAGGUUACGAUUUCAAAGCAGACAUUUGGAGUUUUGGGAUCACCGCCAUAGAGCUGGCCACAGGAUCCGCACCCUAUCACCGAUACCCUCCCAUGAAGGUCUUAAUGCUGACACUGCAGAACGAUCCCCCGACCUUAGAGACAGAAGUGGAGGAUAAAGAGAUGCUAAAGAAAUAUGGGAAAUCGUUUAGGAAACUAAUAACUCUGUGCCUUCAAAAGGACCCAACUAAGAGGCCAACUGCUUCAGAACUUUUGAAAUGUAAAUUUUUCCAAAAAGCCAAGAACCGGGAAUACUUGAUUGAAAAGCUGCUCUGCAAAGGACCAAAUAUAAGCCAAAGAGCUAAAAAGGUGAGACGAGUGCCAGGAUCGAGCGGUCGCUUGCACAAGAUGGAGGACGGAGACUGGGAAUGGAGUGAUGAUGAGAUGGAUGAAAGGAGUGAAGAAGGGAAGGCAGCUGUCAAUCAAGGAAGGUCACGGAGGGUCAAAGAUGAAAACCAGCAUGGGGAAGUGAAUGCCAACAAUGUCCCUAUAGAAGGCCUGUCCAUUCAGCAUCCCCAGAUUCAACCUCUGGAAAAAAGCCCAAGCACUCAGGGUGCGGUGAACAUGGUUCUGAGGCUAAGGAACUCGAGGAAGGAGUUGAAUGACAUACGGUUUGAAUUCACUCCAGGCCGAGAUACUGCUGACGGUGUUUCUCAGGAACUGUUUUCUGCUGGUCUAGUCAAUGGACAUGAUGUUGUAGUUGUUGCUGCUAACCUUCAGAAAAUUGUAGAAGACCCAGUUACCUAUAAAGUGUUGACCUUUAAACUGGCAUCUGGCUGUGACAGUACAGAGAUCCCUGACGAGGUGAAGCUAAUUGGCUUUGCCCAGCUCAGUGUUACCUGAUGGCAUACCUUCUGAGGGAAGAGGAAGAGGAUGGGAGGAGGAAGAAGGCUUUGAACAGAGAAACUGAAUGCUGAAGAAACUGCAGACUGGGGGUUUAGAAGCCAUCUCCAGCUUACUCCCGACUCAAGCUCCUCUUUCAGCUCUAGCCUCAUUUUAAUUACCUUCUAACUGUCAAUAACUAAGCAUUCUGUCAACACCUAAAUAACACACACACACAGUCAGCUUCCCUUGGCCUACAUUCUGCUCCUGCAGUGUCUUUCCUCAACAUUCCACCUCCCUCUUCCCCUCAGCCCUGCUAACUUGAUGCUCUCAGGUGGCUACAGCCAGCAAUCACAAAAAAAAAGAAUUAGCGUUUAUCUUAAAAUAAUUGUGUUACAUUUGCUCUCAGCAAAGCUAUUAUUAUUAUUAUUUAUUUUUUUUUUAUUGGGAAAAAAGCUUUCAUUUUCCUUACCUUGUUUUGAAAGAUGAACUUUUUUUGAGGCGCACAUUAACACCGCAAAACCCGGUGUUAAGUCGGAUAAUUUAAGUCCUCCUUUCUUCCAAAUGUAAGUUAUUUAUGGCAAAAAAUAAGCACAUUAUUAUUCAUGAUUCUAAAAUGAAUACCGUUUAAAAAAAAAAAAAACUUGUACCGUACUAUAUGUACAAAAUAUGUAAUCCACUAUAAAUGAAUGAAACCGUUUCCCCCACAGGAAGUAGGAGGCGAGAACCGAAUGCUGCCAUGUGCAAAUGUACUUGCUUAUUUUUCAGGACAGUGUUGACGCUUAACUGCUAGAGGUGCCUUGUUCAUUAAUCCGUGCCUAAGAACACAGGUAACAAGCCGAAGCUGUUUGAAAGCAUAGACUGCUUUAUGUUGAUCAACCGAGCAGAAUUGCUUUGCAGCUGAUAGCUCCAUUUAAAAGUAUUUUCACUGGCAAAUGGCUUAUGUUGAAAUGACAAAGCUUUAAUGCACUUUGAUUUAGGAUUGUGCAAUGUACACGUGCUUCUCCCUGGAAAAAAAACCCCUCCUGAUUUAACCUCUAAAGCUUUGUUUUGAAACAGGAAGAUCAUUACAACUGUAACGCACACCUGAACUGUGAUAUAAUGGGGGGGUAAAAAGCCAGCUGCUGAGUAAAGAAGUAAAAAAAAAAAAGAAAAAGAAGUAGCCGUGAUAUCCCACUGCAUUAGCCAGCAUGCAUCUGUCUGAUUUUUAUAACAGGAGGAGGUUCAUAACCAAACGAUGACUACUGUCCGAGAGAUUAGUCAUGAUUCCAAAACCAAGUACAGCUAUUCCAGAUUACUCCAUUUUCAACUGUACUUGAAAACAUAUGCUUAAUAUUACAAUAAAUAUUAUUUUAUGAAAUUGUGUUGCUUUAGCAUCUGCGUUCUAUUCAACGUCAUCUGCUUCAGCAAACUAGCAAAGGGAUGAUUCUCAACAGACUAGAUGGCCAGGUGCUAGAAUUCAAUAUCGCCGUCAUCCUUUUUAAAGACGGUUAUCGAUUCCCACUUAAUUGAACAUAAUUCAUCAAGCAAAUCAGUUAUUAGAUUAUUAUAAAGUCAAAUUAAAUUAUACUCACCCACUCGUCACCACAGCUUCCUAGAGGCUUUUCCGGACUCCGAGGCCAGCCGGGCUGUUUAGUAAAUUUAUAUCCAGUGAUCAUCGCCGCGUAUAUCACCACAAAUGCCCGGCUCCCACGGACUAUAUGGUGCAAUGAUUGAGCUGGCUCAUAUAUUUCAUGUGUAAAUGAGUCUAAUUCUGUAAAAUCAAUAAUGUUUUAAUGUUAUAGCAUUAUCUUCAUGCCCACAAUCUCAUAAAAACAGCCAUUCCUGGCCUGUCUGAGUGCAGCUCAUAGCCACAUGCUGAAAAUCCCAAAGAUUGGGUCAAUUUGUUACUGGCAGUAAGAGAGUUUUGUGACGGGUUUACUUGUGAUCACUAGGCUUCCAGCCAAACGACAUUGUUUGCCAGGGUUAGAGGCAGGCGAGUCCUUCAGGGUGGUGGGUUUGGGGAAUUGUGAUUUGGAGAAGUUGGCUACAAACUGAUGGUCUGCUUUUGCUCUUCGGAGCAGUUUAUCACACCGUUGAAUUUCACCUUCCUCACAUGUUUAAUAUGGAAAUUAUUCCACACUAGGUGCUUGGCAGACACCUGACGACCUGCUGCAAUUUUCUCUGUAGCUGGAAGCCAGAAGACAUUUAUGAUCGCAUAAUCAGAAGAUAAAGACUACUCGGAGGAAAUGCACAUGUGGUAAUGAUAAUGAAACCUCUAAAUCAGUGCUCUUAAAAUGCACUCAGCUUAAGGCAAGGAAAGAUGUCGUACUCAGAAACGACAUAAAGGACAGUUUGCCGUCUAAACCAGGGGCUGUUUUUGGAAAGGAUCUUGAGAAUUGAAAAAAGGGGGGCGUAUUAAUCUUAAAAUGAUUACUCUUAACGUUUUUUAUCUGUGUCAUUCACGAAGCAUUUUAGCACUGAGAGAAGGUCUCAAGGCUGUGAAACCACACCACAGGGCUCCCAAGUCAGAAAGACUGAAUCACAAACCAUCCUAAAUGGCUGUGGUGAUUAACAGCGCAAUCCAGUCCAUUUGUUCUAUAGAACAUCUGUGAGAUCAUGCUUUAAAUUAUGUAUUGUGCUACUUGUUCAAGUAUUUCAGUGACGCAGUAAAGGGCAGACAGCUCUAUAAUGUAAUGCAGUACUGCUAGACAUCACGUUUACACAACUCUACUUCACUACAUGGCUGUAUGACAACUGCAGGAAUGCUGCAAAGGUAAACUACAAACAGUUAUAUUUUAUACCAAAUCCUUCCAUCCUUUCUUUAGCUUGUAAUAAAAAUAAAAAUCAUUGCUAGUGAUAUCAGUUUUAAUAUGUAAAUAGCGACAGUGGUUGGCUGAUUGUUCUUAACAGGAGAUGUAUUUAAAAAACCCAUUGCAUUAUUUUAUAUGACUUUAAGAGGGGGAAAAAAGUAAUGUUGCUUUCAUACCACAUGGAAAUCUCUACUGUAAGUAAAGUAGGAUUCUGCACAAUGUUUACAACCUGCAAAAACAGACAGGUAAUUUGUCAAAAAUAUAUGGAUAUGGACAAUAUGGACAUCAACUUCAACCCUGUGUACACAUUCACCAACCCAUAUACACUGAUCAGGCAUAACAUUAUGAGCAGUGACAGGUGAAGUGAAUAACACUGAUUAUCUCUUACCACCUGUUAGUGGGUGGGAUAUAUUAGGCAGCAAGUGAACAUUUUGUCCUCAAAGUUGAUGUGUUAGAAGCAGGAAAAAUGGGCAAGUGUAAGGAUUUGAGCGAGUUUGACAAGGACCAAAUUGUGAUGGCUAGAAGACUGGAUCAGAGCAUCUCCAAAACUGCAGCUCUUGUGGGGUGUUCCUGGUCUGCAGUGGUCAGUAUCUAUCAAAAGUGGUCCAAGGAAGGAACAGUGGUGAACCGGUGACAGGGUCAUGGGCAGUCAAGGCUCACUGAUGCUCGUUGAUGGAGUGAAGGCUGGCCCGUGUGAUCCGAUCCAACAGACGAGCUACUGUUGCUCAGAUUGCUGAAGAAGUUAAUGCUGAUUCUGAUAGAAAGGUGUCAGAAUACACAGUUUGUUGCAUGUGGGGCUGCAUAGUCAGGGCUGUUUUUGCAGCAAAAAAGGGACCAACACAAUAUUAGGCAGUUGGUCACAAUGUUAUGCCUGAUCAGUGUACAACUACCUAAUGUUAGCAUAAAUGGUUCACCUGCCCAUCUGUUUGAGAAUUGGGAGGUCUUCUCCACAGUAACCCAAGCUCAGGAUCGAACCAUGGACGCUGGAUGUGUAUGACAUUGUCUUCAGGUCACUACUUCAUUAGCCAAUCAUGGUCAAUAUUCAUUCAGUAAACAGGCCCUCAGCUACAGUAAUGAACACAUCCCUCCAUCUUAAUUUAGGAAAUCUGCUUCCUUUCAGCAGUUUCACUAACAGCUUUUAAGAAGGCUUCCUUUCAGCAGUUUCACUAAAGGUUUUAAGAAGAAACUCUUGGGAUCUUUUAGCGCUGCUUAUGAGAACUCAUUGGUGAGAUUCUCUGUCAGUACAGCCCCAGAAGCCAUAAGAGUGC
Messenger RNA from Hemibagrus wyckioides, 5634 nucleotides. It is a transcript of the gene stk39, whose product is annotated as serine threonine kinase 39. Gene Ontology annotation, biological process: protein phosphorylation. Gene Ontology annotation, molecular function: ATP binding; protein serine/threonine kinase activity. The record is from RefSeq and is a predicted model, not a curated record. NCBI's taxonomy places the organism in Eukaryota, Metazoa, Chordata, Actinopteri, Siluriformes, Bagridae. The coding region runs from base 66 to 1595 and encodes 509 amino acids. The transcript has 18 exons.